Molecule: messenger RNA, 1150 nt
Organism: Drosophila hydei
Lineage: Eukaryota; Metazoa; Arthropoda; Insecta; Diptera; Drosophilidae
Exons: 2
Coding region: 377-1096 (239 amino acids)
Source: RefSeq, a predicted model, not a curated record
UAUUUAUGGCAGUGAAUCGUGAUUUAAUAAACAAUUGAGUUUAUUUAUUGCUACGACUGUCUGAACUGAACUGAAUAUUUAUGCGAGCAGGCAGCGAUUGAUGGCGCCAACGAUCGGAUUCCACGCUGCCGAUCAUAUUAUAAUAUGCGACCUGGCUAGACUCGACUGGACUCCAGUUAGGGUACUUAUUAUUUGAGUCAUUUGGGAUUUAGUCCAAAGUUCAGUGGACUGUCUAUGCGCGUUGCACAUGCAACUGUCCAGCGCUUUAUGUCAACAAUUAUAAUCAAUAAAGUGAGAGUCCUGCGGGUCCUGCCAGUCCUGCUACGACAUUAGCUGUUAUUAGUUGCCUUUGCGAGUGCAAGUGGAAAAGUUCAGCAUGAAAUUGGCACGGAAAAUAGUUUUGUGGAUUUUGCCGCUGUUCCUGUUGUGUUUCCUGCUGACCAUUAGCGAGGCCUAUUUGAAUAAUGUGCGUGUGGAAGAGAUACCCUUUAAGCGAAUGCAGCCGCGUGCGGCCAGCCUAAAGGGACGACGUCCUGGUGGCAUUCAUCUGAUCUCCAGUCUGGAGCACCAGCGCACUUUUCUUCAUCUGUUUCAUGUGCCCUGUGAGUAUAGCAAAUGUCAUAAUUCACACUUAUUCUUCUUCUUCUUCUGUAUGCCUAUUCUUUACUCUUCAGAUAUCAUUUGUUUCUAUGCCGCCAAGGGCAAGUGGCCCUAUGUGCCGGGCUUUAUGAAGACACGCGUCGAUAGCGCUGCCAAGAGUUUCUUUCAUCAGAAUGACAGUUUCAUAAAGCAGUUCUGCACCAAGUGGAUACAGGUCAAGGAAUGCUUCAGACCCAUCUUUGAUAAAUCAAAUGAAACGGAGUUGGAAAUUUUGGAGGCGCAAAAGCAGAAACAAAGCUGCAACUGCGAAAAGUUGGUAUCCACGGAGUCGCCAGUGCCUGUUGUAUACUUUGAUAAGAACUACAUUGGCAAUGUCAGUUCGGAGACCAUUUUGACCACCAUCGAGUUUCUUGAGAGUUUCUUGCCGCCGCCUACUAAAAAGCACAAGCGCAAGAAUCGCGUACGUGGGCGCUUAGAUGAAAUUGAUAUUGAUUGAACAUACAAAAAAGCAUUUUACAAUAACUUAACAAUAUCGCUUUAUCGUUUAAAU